This is a messenger RNA of Aspergillus tubingensis, 2055 nucleotides long. Its product is annotated as F-box/WD repeat-containing protein. Gene Ontology annotation, molecular function: protein binding. The transcript has 2 exons. Bases 1 to 2055 code for a protein of 684 amino acids. The record is from RefSeq and is a predicted model, not a curated record. Lineage: Eukaryota; Fungi; Ascomycota; Eurotiomycetes; Eurotiales; Aspergillaceae.
AUGGAAAGCACACGGUCUCAGGAGGAGAAAGCCAUAUCCUCACCCCCGGCCUUCACAUCGAUCUUCGGUGGUCACGCUGACUCCGCGGAGGAGAUCGAUGCUGAUGCCGACAAUAGCCAGCUGAAGCCCCACAAUCGCAACAACGUAACAGCAACUUCGGCCAAGCUCGUGGGCAAAAGUGUCGCCCCUUUCCUCGCAAAGCACGUUCCCGACCAAUACGCCCCCCUCGGAUCGCAAAACAGAGAACCUGCCGCCUUGAGCAGCGCAAACUCCCGCUAUUGCUAUCGACAUCGCCCAGACCGUAAGUGUCGCCGGCAGGCCGACGAACCGACAAUGGACAAAUUGCAAAGGGAAUUGGAGUCGCUCCCUCAGAGUGAUCAGCAGGGCAUUGCGCAUGUCUGGUCGCUCUUCUCAGCCGCCCCAGCCAAGCACCGAAAACUCAUACUCCAGGGAAUCAUGGCUCAAUGCUGCUUCCCUCAACUCUCGUUCAUUUCCACCACCGUCCGUGACCUCAUCCGAAUCGACUUCAUUGCCGCUCUUCCUCCGGAGAUCUCUUUCAAAAUUCUGUGCUACCUGGACACCACUUCUCUUUGUAAAGCCGCACAGGUUUCGCGACGUUGGAGGGCGCUGGCCGACGACGAUGUGGUCUGGCAUCGCAUGUGCGAGCAACAUAUUCAUCGCAAGUGCAAGAAAUGUGGCUGGGGACUUCCUCUUCUGGAUCGGAAGAGGCUUCGUGAAUCGAAGCGCGAGAUUGAGCUUCGCGCCACGACCUGGGACGUCAACAGCCCGUCUCCGAAAGAGACUCCUGCGCUCCUUGAGGGUUCUUCGCCUGUCGCCGACAGCAGCAUUGGUGCUAGUACUGGUAAACGAAAGCCUGAGCCAAGCGAGGAAGAGACUGCCGUCGUCAAACGCCACUGCCAGUCGCUCGCGAUGCGCCCAGAAGGAAGCGAAGAUUAUUUCAAAACCCGGUACAGACCUUGGAAGGAAGUCUACAAGGAUCGUUUCAAGGUGGGCACGAACUGGAAGUACGGACGCUGUUCGAUCAGAAUCUUCAAGGGCCACACAAAUGGCGUGAUGUGCUUGCAAUUCGAGGACAACAUCCUAGCAACCGGAUCUUACGAUGCGACGAUCAAGAUUUGGGAUACCGAAACGGGCCAGGAAAUUCGCACGCUUCGGGGACACGAAUCGGGUAUCCGAUGCCUGCAGUUUGAUGACACGAAGUUAAUCAGCGGUAGUAUGGAUGGCAGCGUCAAAGUCUGGAACUGGCGCACUGGCGAUUGCAUUUCCACGUAUACUGGUCAUCGUGGCGGAGUAAUCGGGCUGCACUUUGACGCUACCAUCCUCGCAUCCGCAUCUGUUGAUAAGACUGUGAAGAUCUGGAAUUUUGAGGACAAGUCAACUUGCCUCUUACGCGGACACACGGACUGGGUCAACGCGGUCCGGGUUGACACAGCCUCUCGCACGGUGUUCUCGGCGUCGGACGACUGCACGGUUCGGCUUUGGGAUUUGGAUACCAAGUCCUGCAUCCGGACGUUCCAUGGCCAUGUGGGACAAGUUCAACAGGUUGUCCCUCUUCCCCGGGAAUUCGAAUUUGAAGAGCAUGAUGUGGAAUGUGAGAACGACAACCUCAGCACUGUCUCCGGUGACACCGAGCCGGCAUCUCUUCAGGCCACCCUUGGCCUCGAGUCGAAUGCAGUUAUCUCGCAGAAUUCACCAUUUGGCCCUUCUUUCGAGUCUGGUCGGACAGCACCGCCGCGCUACAUCGUUACUAGCGCUUUGGACUCGACAAUCCGUCUGUGGGAGACCAGCACCGGCCGGUGCCUGCGUACGUUCUUCGGCCAUUUGGAGGGUGUCUGGGCUUUGGCAGCGGAUACCCUGCGUAUUGUGUCUGGGGCUGAGGACCGGAUGAUCAAGAUCUGGGAUCCGCGAACCGGAAAGUGCGAGCGCACGUUCACCGGCCACUCUGGCCCUGUCACCUGCAUUGGUCUUGGCGACAGUCGGUUUGCUACUGGAAGCGAGGAUUGCGAAGUGCGCAUGUACAGCUUCCAGAGCUGA